This is a messenger RNA of Cololabis saira (Pacific saury), 3327 nucleotides long. RefSeq names its product cilia and flagella associated protein 251 (gene cfap251). Gene Ontology annotation, molecular function: protein binding. The coding region runs from base 1 to 2982 and encodes 993 amino acids. The record is from RefSeq and is a predicted model, not a curated record. Gene Ontology annotation, cellular component: sperm flagellum. Lineage: Eukaryota; Metazoa; Chordata; Actinopteri; Beloniformes; Belonidae. The transcript has 20 exons.
AUGUCAGGCACUAAAAAAAAGCGAAAAGAUGCAUCCACAAAUUGCAGCGAUGAAGAGCAGAAGGCCCCUGGCCACCUCCACGAAUGUGCAGUUGUGGGUGCAGAGAAGCAGGUGAAACACAGAGAUGAAGCAGAGCAUAUUACAGAAGGAAACAGUGUGGAAACAGGGCCCGACAAAGUGGAGAUGACUGGGCAGUCUUUAGUCUACACUGCAACAAAAGACACACUUUUUGGUCAAAAGACAACUCAAAACCAUGUAUUGUCACCAGAAUGGGUCCUCGGGAGAGAAUCAUCUAUUCCCGUCUUUUGUCUGCAAGACCACGAUAAGCUGAUUGUGCUCUACGCCGGGGCUCAUGUUGGGAUCAUAUAUAAUCACACUUCAAAUGCCCAGCACCUGCUCCAGGGUCACUCCCACCAGAUCUCAUGUAUAUGUGUGAGUGAAGACAGGCGCUGGAUUGCAACAGCAGACUGUGGGUCCCAGAGCAUGUUAAUCGUAUGGGAUUCUUACUCCGGUAUUCCUGUGCAAACAUUAUUUGAUUGCCAUGUUGGUGGAGGUGUCAUUGCAAUGGCAUUUUCAAGCAACGCAAAGGAUCUGGUAACCCUUGGUGGUGAAAAAGUUCAACGUGUGUGCAUUUGGGACUGGACCAGUGAAGUGCGAAAGCCCUUCUUGUGGACUGAACUCAGUCCUGAACAUGGUUUUCAAGAUUACAUCAGUUUUAAACCAACUGAUCGUACUCAGCUCCUCAGUGGCAGCAAAAGUCACGUGUUAUUCUACAGCUGGGCCAAGGGAAAUCUGCAGUACUUUGCCAUGAAGCCCAAGAGGUCAAUUCUUGCAGAAGUCCAAAAAGCACUUACUCAGCCUUCUCCUGGCCUUCUCCAAAAUGCUGACGUGCUUUUCUGCAAGUCUGUGUUUCACUGGGAAAACCCUCAGAUCCUUACACCCAUUCUAGGCAGCAUCAUGGUGUGGGAUGUAAUGGAUGACUUAGUUGAGAACCAGUAUCUCCCUGUUGAAAAAAUCUUGUUAAUAAUACAACUCAUGAAGCACCCGAUCAGUGUUCUCACUGUGACUGAUGGCUGUUUUGUAACUGGUAGUACUGAAGGGGAAAUCCAUUUCUUUGAUGAAACAUUCACGUAUCUUACUGAGAUCGAUGAUCUCAACCUGGAUGCUGUUACAUCUAUUUCCUUUUCUAAAGAAUGCGCAGAAGAAUAUCUGGAAGAUUGCUUUCUGAAGGCCAAGCCAUUCAUUAGGAACUUUGUUGUGUCCACAGCCAGUUUGAAGGUUGUGCAUGUGAAUGCCCAGAACAACAUUCAGACCCCCUUGCUACAGCAUAACCCUCUCCAAGUGGUGGCAUGCCACCCUAGUCAACCAGCUGUGGCCAUGGGGAGCCAGGAUGGCUUUUUAAAAGUGUGGGACUAUAAAAACAAAGUGAUCAUUGGCAGCAGGGCUUUUGACACAGACAGGGACAUCCAGUGUGUCACUUUUGACCCCAAAGGGUUAUACCUGGCAGUUGGUUUUGGCAGUGGAUCUGUUCGCAUACUAGAUUCCCACACUUUGCAAAGUGAUCAAGAGGAAAGUCUCAGAUCCACUACUAAAUGCAUCCAUCUCAUCACUUUCUCAGCUGACUCUCAGUACCUUGCCACUGCGGAUUCUGGCAAAGGAGUGACAGUGUUCCACUUACAGAGAAAUGAAGGCCCUUUGCUUCGCUGGAUGUAUCUGGGCAGAUACUGUUCUCACUACAAGCCCAUCGUAGACCUUCUUUUUGGGGUCAGUCCAGGCAGCACCCAACCGAGACUGCUGUCUCUGGGAAUGGACCGUCAGCUGGUGGAGUAUGACCUGAAAAAGAGUGUCACGAACCAGCUUCUCAUUCUAAGCUCUGAGCGCAUUGAACAAAGUGCUACACCACGGUGCAUGGCCUGGUAUCCACCACUCUCCAGAGAGCACUUUCUUCUCAUUGCCUCAGACCAAUACAAGAUGAAGCUUUUCAACAGCACCACCAACAUGUGCAGAAAGACACUUCUUGGACCAACAUAUGGCUCUCCUAUAAAGCAAGUUGCAGUUCUUCCCAAGUCUAAAGAAGCGAAGAUAAACGCAUAUCACUUGGCUUACAUCAAUGAGGAUAAGGUGGGUCUCCAGAUUUUGCCUCUGGAUGGGAACCCCUACAACUCCAGUGCAGUGAUUUGCCAUCCAGCAGGGGUGUCUGCUCUUUCCUGUUCCUAUGACGGGAGAUUUGUUUUCACCGUAGGGGCAUCUGACUGCUGUGUCUUCUCGUGGGAAAUUAACUUGAAUGUGUUGGAAGCGGCUGCUGCCUUGGGUGGAAAGGACAUGUUUCCCUUUUACUCUUUCCUAGAGGGAGGACGAGAUGGCAAAUUUUAUAGGGAUAUGGAGGACUUUUUCUAUUACUGCCAAAUUCAAGUUUACGGCCCCGACUUGAUAAAAAAAGGUCGAGUCCCGAACGAAAUUCCCCUGUCGGAGGUUCCCUCUCUAAUGAGAGCUGUGGGCCACUUUCCUACUGAAAAAGAGAUAGAAGACAUGCACAAUGAGAUCAAGUUCAGUAAGUAUGCAGAAACAGGAAAACAUGUGACUGACAUCAACCUGGAGGACUUUAUCAAGCUGUAUGUCAACCACCGGCCAGCCUUCGGCAUCUCUAUUGAUGAGAUUUACCAGGCUUUUUGCAUUUCUGGUAGAACUGACAGUACAGGACAGCCUGUUCUGCUGAAACACGAGCUGUUAGAUUCGCUACAGCUUCAAGGGGAACGCAUGACAGAGGAAGAGUUGAAACAGUGCUUUGCUACACUUUUAAGCCUCAAUGAAGAUGAAGAGAAAGAAGAGACACUUUGGGGAGCAAGUGGAGGUGCAGAGUGUUCAGUAGAGAGUGUUUUCCAGAGACUUCCGGAGGAGAUAUCCGCAGAGACAUUUAUACAUUCAAUCCUGGGCUCAACGUCCUCGGUCGAGCAGAGCGGCAGGCCUUCCUCUCCAAACUGAUGAAAGUAAAAGCUUGCCAGAUUCUCAAUGAGAAGAAGUACUAACUGUAAUGAUUUUCUUUUCUAUAAAACAGAGACAGAAUAAAUAAAGCCUUAUUUUUUGAUGUACAAUAGAAAAAAAUAAUAUUUAAAACAUCAACAAAUUGCAAUGGUUAGAAAAAUGGGUAUGGAAAUUGAAGGAUGGAUCUCAUGACUUUGUUACUUUGAAGUAUAGUAUAUUACUGACCACAGAUUAUAAACCCCAUUUCCAAUUGAGCUGGGUUUUUUGUUUAAAAUGUAUAUAAAAACAUAUUACAAUGAUUUGCAAUUUCUGUCCAACCUAUAUUCCAUUAAAUGCAGUACAAAG